CAGUCGAAGAGCAACACCUGAUUAUCUUGGGUCAUGUCAUUAUCUCUUCGAACAGGAAAAGCAAGUGACACAAUUCAAAAUGGACUCCCGGAUCUGUCUUCUCUUGGCAGUGUUCGUAUUAUGUGUCCCUGGGGGUUUUGCGACAUGUAGAAACGGAUGGGUAACAUUUGAGAAUACAUGCUAUUUGUUUUCGCAUGGUAUGUCGACAUGGGGCGAAGCAGUUGCGACAUGUUUGGCCCUCCAUUCAAAUCUGGCAGUUAUCUCUUCAGCUGAUGAACAGAAUUUCCUGAUCUCAGAGCUGUACCAUUUACAUGGAAGCGAUGCAUCGACUGCUCAGUAUUGGAUCGAUGGAACUGACCUUGAAGUAGAAAAUGUUUGGAAGUGGGCUCAAACAGGAGAGACGCUUUCAUACGUCAACUGGGCUGGCGGGGAACCAAACAAUGCACAGUCUGGCAACUGUAUGAACCUCUGGGGACAGGGUGGCUUUAAAAUGGCGGAUGACAAUUGUGAAAGAAAAUUUUUCUACAUCUGUCAAAAAAGUGAGGCCGAGGGGACAGGUGUCGUCAUAGGCUGAUCAAUAAUUAACUCACAAUAAAAUUCUUCUGUAAACUUUG
Molecule: messenger RNA, 614 nt
Organism: Pecten maximus
Lineage: Eukaryota; Metazoa; Mollusca; Bivalvia; Pectinida; Pectinidae
Product: perlucin-like protein
Exons: 5
Coding region: 80-574 (164 amino acids)
Molecular function (GO): signaling receptor activity
Source: RefSeq, a predicted model, not a curated record